UGAGUAGUGAGAUUCGCCGUCUCUGCAAAGUUGUUGUGUUUUAGACGAUUUUUUAUCGUGAAAAUGCUUUCUUUACGGAGAGCAGCAAGCAUAUAUGGUAGACGAACUCGUACGGUUUGUCUUCGUGCAAGUUURAGUCAAGCAGCUCGUUUGAUUGAACGAAAACCGGUGUUGUUAUGGAGCGCCAGUAAAAAUGCAAGCCUUUGUCGAUUCGCUCUGCCCUCUACUUCUUCAUUGAGAUGGUAUUGCUCCAACGGGUUACCACCUCACACCAAAGUCCCUCUCCCUGCGCUGUCACCRACCAUGGAGGCAGGAACCAUUGUCAGUUGGGAGAAAAGCGAGGGGGAUGAAUUGGAAGAGGGGGAUCUCAUGGCUCAAAUUGAAACGGAUAAAGCAACAAUGGAGUUUGAAACACCUGAAGAAGGCUACCUUGCAAAGAUUAUGAUCCCAGCAGGGACUAAAGAUGUACCUAUAGGRAAGCUCCUCUGCAUUAUUGUCCCUAACCAGGAAGAUGUUGCAAAGUUUGCUAAUUAUGUACCUACAGAAGAAGGAGCUCCAGCCAAACCUGCAGAGACAGCAGCAGCUGAGACAUCUGCACCUACCCCUGCAGCAGCCCCUCCCCCACCUCCACCCCCUGCCUCAUCUCCUGCCCCAGUAGCACCAGCAAGAGCUGAGGGAGAAAGACUGUUUGUAAGUCCAUUGGCUAAGAAACUAGCUCAAGAGAGAGGAAUAAAUCUUGCAAGUGUACAGGGAUCAGGUCCAGACGGGAGGAUUAGAGGACAAGAUAUCCAAGCUGCCGUUGCUGCUCCACCUACUAUGGCUGCUCCUAUGGCCGCAGCACCAAUACCAGGUGCUGUAUAUGAGGAUAUUCCAUUGACAAACAUGAGACAAGUUAUUGCAAAGCGGCUUGUACAAUCCAAGCAAACAAUCCCUCAUUAUUACUUGUCGCUAGACGUUAGGAUGGAUGAUCUCAUCAGUGUCCGUCAACAAUUAAAUGAGCAAAGUAAAGGGGAUUUCAAGCUGUCAAUCAAUGAUUUUAUCAUCAAAGCAUGUGCAUUGGCUUGUAAACAAGUACCAGCUGCUAACUCUUCCUGGAUGGGAGACUUUAUAAGACAGUACAAUAACGUAGACAUAUCUGUUGCCGUAAGCACUGAUAAUGGACUGAUAACACCAAUCGUCUACGAUGCAGAUAAAAAAGGUUUGACUUCGAUAAAUUCAGAUGUGGUAUCUUUAGCAGACAAGGCACGCAAUAACAAGCUAAAGCCACAUGAAUUCCAGGGUGGUACUAUCACUAUAUCUAAUCUUGGCAUGUUUGGCAUUAAAAACUUCUCAGCUGUUAUUAAUCCACCACAGGCAUGUAUAUUAGCAGUAGGAUCAACAGAAAAGGCUGUAAUUCCAGAUGACAGCAGUGAAAAGGGAUACAGUGUAGCCAAUGUAAUGUCAGUCACACUGAGCUGUGACCACCGUGUUGUUGAUGGUGCAGUUGGCGCUCAAUGGCUUUCAACCUUCAAAAAAUAUCUGGAAAACCCUUUAACAAUGUUACUGUAAAUACAAGAUUGACUGGAAAGUCUAGUGGUCAUGAAACUUUUUAGGUUGGAAUUCCUGCAAAUAUGACACCAUUGGAGAUGAAAUGGGUGCAAUCUAUUUCUUAAGCACUCUGAGACUUUGGAGGGUUUGUCUUCAGUGAUCAAGUGAAGGGAUAGAAGGGAUAAAAUGUAGAACAAAUUUAAGUGUUGUGACAAGCAUUGGGAGAAGCUACACAUCAGUACAAGUAAUAUUUUUAUUUACAAUAAAAAAAAAUGAAUUCUCAUUACCACAAUUCUUACAAGUUACAAGACAAAUCAAAUUAAGUUUUUAAAAUUGUUACUGAAAAUUGAUGUUAUUGUGAUGCUUUGCUCCUAAUAGUUCUUAAAUAAUGCUGAAUAAACUAUGGUGUGAAAAGUUUUUA
This is a messenger RNA of Exaiptasia diaphana, 1948 nucleotides long. Its product is annotated as dihydrolipoyllysine-residue acetyltransferase component of pyruvate dehydrogenase complex, mitochondrial. Gene Ontology annotation, molecular function: dihydrolipoyllysine-residue acetyltransferase activity. The record is from RefSeq and is a predicted model, not a curated record. Bases 64 to 1548 code for a protein of 494 amino acids. Lineage: Eukaryota; Metazoa; Cnidaria; Anthozoa; Actiniaria; Aiptasiidae. Gene Ontology annotation, cellular component: pyruvate dehydrogenase complex. The transcript is spliced from 12 exons. Gene Ontology annotation, biological process: pyruvate decarboxylation to acetyl-CoA.